Letharia columbiana is the source of this 1782-nucleotide messenger RNA. RefSeq lists its product as uncharacterized. Gene Ontology annotation, molecular function: SNARE binding. Gene Ontology annotation, cellular component: lytic vacuole; endosome. The record is from RefSeq and is a predicted model, not a curated record. The transcript is spliced from 3 exons. NCBI's taxonomy places the organism in Eukaryota, Fungi, Ascomycota, Lecanoromycetes, Lecanorales, Parmeliaceae. Gene Ontology annotation, biological process: SNARE complex assembly. Bases 1 to 1782 code for a protein of 593 amino acids.
AUGCAGUGUGAGAUUUGUCAUCGCUCCGCCAGCAGCCGACUGCCCUUCAACUGCACGCUUUGCGCUCGAGAUGCCCUCCAUCAACCCAGGAUACAGCUGGCCCAGACACUGUUGCAUACGGAAUCCCUAGGGAAAGAGGUGGAACAAAAUGUCGUGGGGACCUCAAAGAAGGAGAAGGCCAGGUCUUCGGCAGGCGCCAAACCCUCAGAUGUGAACCACACCUGGACCGUCCACCGUGCAGCUUCCAACCAGUUCAUAUCGGAGGAAAAGACCCAGACUGUUCUCAGUCAUGUCGAAACCCUGCGUGAAGAGACCCAGAAAGUCAAAGCUGAGAUUGCGGCAAGAAAAGCAAAGCUCCUGAGGCGACGUUCAGAAUUCGCUUCAGCGAAGCACGAGCUGUCUCAAAGCCAAGCUAGCGCCGUCGAACCAGUGGAUAAGAGCAUCAAGCGCACCGAACACAGAUGGGAUGUCAUGCACAACAAGACGGCAGAGUCUCGACUGUUCCUCUGCAGGGAAGUAGCGCUGCUCUACGGCUUGCAUCAACGGAAGCGGAAGAAGGGUGGAUUGGGCAGAGAUGUCUACUUCAUCGGAGGAGUUCCCAUUGCUGAUUUAAGGGAUUUAAACAAUGCAGCACCAGCCCAUGUUACAACCUCUACCACUAACCUCGCCCACCUCACUCACCUGGUCUCACAUUACCUCUCUCUCCGCCUCCCUGCCGAAAUCACCCUCCCUCAUAGCGACUAUCCUCUCCCAACAAUCUUCUCACCUAGCUCGUCCUACACAUCUCGCGAAGUACCGUUCCCGGGCUCUACACCACAUCACUCCUCACACAACAGUCCCUCAGCCUCUCGCCAUUCAGAUAACCGCCCACCACCAAGGCCUAGGCCGUUGCACCUCGACAAAAAGUUGUCUGCGCUCGCUAAAGAUGAUCAAGUAGCCUACGCAUCUUUCGUAGAAGGUAUCACCUUCCUGGCUUGGGACAUAGCCUGGCUUUGCAAAACGCAAGGUAUGAACGUUGGUGGUAGCUCUUGGGAAGAAGUCUGUGCUAUGGGGAAGAAUCUGUGGCACUUAAUACUCGGCCCUCCACCGCGCCCUCCAGUACCAAGAGAAGUCUCAAGCAGAAGCUUUCCGAAAAUGCCCACUAGUUCCCGCAUUCCCAAUACCUCAAAUGGCCCACCUGCAGCGGAUAAAACCAAAGAAGCGCCAACUCUAGGCCACUUCUCACAUGGCACCGCAUAUGGCUUUCUCGCAUCGGCCUCUGGGGCAGAGUACAUGCGUGACUGGCGAUUGCAAUCCCCCGUCAAAGUAAUUGAGAAGGUCAAGGCUAUGCUAUCAGCCGAGAGAACAGGGGCAGAGUGGGAGAUUCUAGAGGGCAAUGAAUGGGAGGAGGAGGAAGGGCAAGCUGAAGCACCAGUGCAUAAUUUAGGCAGUGUGGGCAGAAUGCCCAGGAUAGAGGAGACCGGCGUCUUGGUGCCAGCACAGGCGGAAAUUGGGGUACAAUACGCAGGCAAUGGAAGUCGACUGCCUAGGAUUGAGGAGACCGGAGUACUUGUGCCAGGCCAGGGGGUAACGAUAGGAAUCGGUGGCGCAGGGCAAGGUGGCGGCGUAGAGGGAGAGGAAAGCGAGGAGAAAGGGAAGGGCAAGAGUGGGUGGAUGAAGCUCAAAAGGUUUGUGAGCCCGAUUGUCUCCUCGUCGGAUUCGAAGGAUGGCGAUUGGGAUCAGAUCAUCAGGGUCAAGGGUCAGAUAUUGCAUCUUUUCGAAUCGGGAGAUCUACGUAUGUAG